AUGGAAAAAGAAAUGGAAUCCCUUAAAACUAACGAAGUAUGGAACCUAGUUCAACUGCCCGAGAAUCGUAAAGCCGUUAGCAGCAAGUGGGUAUUUCGAGUUAAAACAGAUGCGGACGGAACAGUUGAAACACACAAGGCCCGGCUCGUAGCUCAAGGUUUCAGUCAAACAUUUGGUGACGAUUAUGAUGAAACAUUUUCACCUGUAGCUAGGUUUGAAUCAGUUCGAACAGUAGCGUUAGCUGCACAGCAUGGUUUAAAGCUUCAUCAAAUGGACGUCACAACAGCAUUUCUGAAUGGAGAUCUCAAAGAAGAAGUCUACAUGAAACAACCGGAAGGUUUCACUGAGAAGGGAAAAGAACACCUGGUCUGCAGGUUGUCUCAAUUUUUACUGACUUGGAAUGUAACCAUAGAAGGACCACAGGCAAAGCAUGCUG
Paramuricea clavata is the source of this 436-nucleotide messenger RNA. The record is from the annotation of a GenBank genome assembly. Lineage: Eukaryota; Metazoa; Cnidaria; Anthozoa; Malacalcyonacea; Plexauridae.